CUCGAGACGCUCGUCGACCUCGACAGCCUCAACCUGUCGAAGAACUUCCUCAAGCGCGUCGAGGGCCUCGAGGCCUGCACGAAGCUCCAGACGCUGAACGUCGGCUUCAACAACAUCGGCCCCGAGGCCUUCGAGAUCGAGCACGUGCUCCUGCUCCCGGCGCUGUCGACGCUCGACGUCCAGGCCAACGGCCUCGCCGACGGCGAGGGCGUCCUGGCCAUCUUCAAGCAGAUGCCGGACCUGCGCGUCCUCUACUGCCAGGGCAACCCCUUCGUCAAGGAGCUCCGCAACUACCGGAAGCGCAUGAUCUCCGAGAUCAAGACGCUCCGCUACCUCGACGACCGCCCCGUCUUCGAGGACGAGCGCCGCCGCUGCGAGGCCUGGGCCCGGGGCUUCGCCGAGGGGGGCACCCUCGACGCCGCCAACGAGGCCGAGCGCGCGGAGAUCGCGCAGAUCCGCGCGGACAAGAAGGCCGCCGAGGACAAGCGCGUCCGCGACUUCGAGAACUUCAUCGCCGACGCGCGCGCGGCCAAGGCCGCCGACGACGCCGCCAAGGGCCUCUCCUUCUCCGGCGACCGCAUCGUCGACCCGAACCGACCAGCGGGCGACGAGAACGCGGACCCGAACGGCGGCGGCGCGACGGCCCGCUUCGACGAGGCGACCUAC
Molecule: messenger RNA, 666 nt
Organism: Aureococcus anophagefferens
Lineage: Eukaryota; Pelagophyceae; Pelagomonadales; Pelagomonadaceae
Exons: 1
Molecular function (GO): protein binding
Source: RefSeq, a predicted model, not a curated record